Ciona intestinalis (vase tunicate) is the source of this 1869-nucleotide messenger RNA. Lineage: Eukaryota; Metazoa; Chordata; Ascidiacea; Phlebobranchia; Cionidae. The record is from RefSeq and is a predicted model, not a curated record.
UUUAACAGGAGUUUUACAGCAGGUUACCGUAUAAGUAGGGAAAGUCGACACGUAUCCUAAUUUAGUAAUUUAAACAACAUCUAUUAUAACCAUGGCCCGCAAAAUUGCUGCAACUAAAUCUAAAGCAGUUGAGAAAGAAGAAAAGUCAAAAGCAGACCAACCUGAAGAAAUGGAAACCAAACAAACUGAGUUAUCCCAAGAAGAAAUUGACGUUCUGUCUGUAGAAGAUGUGAGAGAACAACUUGUUUUAAUCGAGAGAUCAGUGAAUUCACGUGAACAUCGUCAUACACUUCGUGUUAUCCGUGUUUUGCCAACUACUCGUAAAAAGUUGAACCUUAACAUGGUGUCAAGGAUGGUUAAAAUGUUUUUCAACGGUCGGCAACCCACGGACGAAGCUUCAAAGAGUGAACUCUUCUCUUGCUUGGAAGAGAGCAUGGAAACAGAGGCUGGUGAACCAGUGAAGACUUCGCGACAAGCUAAAGUACCAAGGAUACCUGAGACUGAGAUCUAUGUUUAUCUACUUGUUCUUAUUUAUCUUAUAGAUAGUAAGUCUCACAGUCUCGCAAUGAAACUUUCCAACAAAAUUGUAACGAAACUCGUGAACGAGAAUCGACGGUCGCUUGACUCUCUUGCUGCAAAAUGUUAUUUCUAUUAUAGUCGAGUCUAUGAACUUAUAGGAAAGCUUGAAGACGUUAGAAGUGUUCUCCAUGCCCGACUACGUACAGCAGCGUUAGUGCACGAUACUGACACACAGGCAACACUGCUCAACUUGUUGUUGCGUAACUACCUGCAUUACAACUUGUACGAACAAGCAGAGAAACUUGCUUCCAAAUCAACCUUUCCAGAAAUGGCUUCAAAUAAUGAAUGGGCACGUCACCUUUAUUACACAGGUCGUGUAAAAGCGGUCCAACUUGAAUAUUCUGAAGCUCGCCGCACGCUUGUAACAGCUCUAAGAAAAGCUCCACAAUCAAGUGCUGUUGGAUUCAAACAAACUGUUACCAAGCUUUCUAUUGUGGUUGAGUUGCUCCUUGGGGAAAUCCCCGAACGUGCCCAGUUUAAACAGAAUGACAUGAAGAAAUCACUUGUCCCUUAUUUUGAUCUCACUCAAGCGGUACGAACUGGUGACCUAAGUGCCUUCAAUGUUGCGUUGGAGAAACAUGCGGAAGCUUUCCAGCGUGAUCGUAACUACACGCUGAUACUUCGUGUUCGACACAAUGUAAUCAAGGCUGGUGUACGUCGUAUAUCAAGCGGCUAUUCAAGGAUCUCGCUCUCAGAUGUUGCAGCUAAACUACAACUGGAUUCAGCAGAAGAUGCGGAGUUUAUUAUUGCUAAGGCGAUAAGAGACGGAGUUAUUGAAGCUGAAAUGAACCACGAGGAAGGUUAUGUACAAACCAAGGAUGUUAGUGAUGUGUACAGCACACAGGAACCACAGAAAGCUUUCCAUGAUCGGAUAUCAUUCUGUCUUGAUAUUUAUAAGAACUCAGUUAUGGCCAUGAGGUUUCCACCCAAGGCUUACCACGUUGACUUAGAAAGUGCUGAAGAACGUCGUGAGCGUGAACAACAAGAUAUCGAGUUUGCGAAAGAAAUGGCUGAUGAAGAUGACGAUUUCCCGUGAUCUACUACGCCGUGAACUCCUCACGAUCAUAAGAACGAUUUUGUAUUAACGCAUAUAUGUUUAAGUUCAAAUUGUAGGAGAUUUUGGGCAAAAAAUUUUUUUCGCUGCUUCGAUAAAGGAUUGCAACAAAAUAAACACCUUUUGCGUUUGUCGCAUGUUGUGGUAUCCAUUACUAUUGUAUGUUAACUGUAACCUUACUGCAGCGUUUGUAUACUGAAACCCAGGGCAAAAAUACACGGUUUCUAUAUGUUGUA